CUCACUGUACAUUUGCUUGUGUGCGCUUCAGACAAUUGAGACGCUGGAUGCGACGCUUGAGGAGAUGUUGUUUGGGGACGACGCGGAGCCAUUUGUUGACGCUCUGCCGCUGCUGCCAUCGGCGUGCAGCGAUGACGAUGUGCCGCAGCUCUUGUCGCGCUGUGCAAACAUGGGCGCACGCACGGACGUCCAAAUCCUCGCAGACACCAUUGUCACCACAACCGAAUUCAUUGACGCGUGCCGCGAGAAGAUCGAGGCGCUGAUGCCGGAGCGGCUGCAGGGAAUUGAUCUCAAAGCUGCGAAAGACGCGGUGGAGAGCGCUGCACAGGGAGGCACCAACACCGCCAAUGACGAUGACGAGGACAACGGACUGUCCGGGAAAUCCAAGCGGCGUGGCCGAAAGAAGAAAAGCGGUGGCGGUGCGAGUGCAAAGGGAAAGAAGGGCAAGUCUGCGGCUCCGUCUACAGAUAUCCUCAACUUCAUGUCCUUGGACGAGAUGUCCGCCUUCAUUACAAAGGCGUUUCCAGACACAGAAGAUCACCCUGGGCUUGCGGAUGAGAUUGCGGCGAAAUUGCAUGCGCCCCUCAGCUCCAAAUUCAAGGAGAUGGUGGUUGCGCGCAUCAAGUCUGGUGCUUCCGGCACGGGGCGAAAGGAGGCGAGAGCAACACUCGAGCGCACGUUCAGCACCAUGUACGACAACAUCCAGGCGUUUGCAAAGACAUCAGCGUCACUUUCGGAGACGGACGCGUCGCUGUCAUCGACGCUCGACCGCCAUCUGCUCCGCUCGCUCUGCCCAGAUCUCGUUGCUGUGCUCAUCAAGCUCCUGGCACUGGAGAAUCUGAUCCAAUUUGAUGUGGACAAGCCCCUCUCGAGCGACGAGCGGAAAGAGAUCCUCAACGAGAGCGCGCCCGCAGACAAGAAGACGUUCAAUGAGCUCUUGCAGAUGUGCAAUGGCAAGGACCUCGCUGCGUUUCAAACGGCAAUGGAGAAGGUGGCGGAAGACAGGCUGCAGCUCUUCAUUCGCCCCUUUGACAAGAAGACAGAGAAGCAAGUGCUUGCGAACCACCGCGCCGGGCUGGCGCAAAUGGUCGAUGCACUCCCGAACACGGCGAACCUUGGCGAAGCCCUUCUUGCCGUCAUUACCCUGCUGUUUGCACAGCAGCGCAACGAAUGCCUGCAUGCACACGGGCGCAGCAUUCCGCAGCUGUUGGAUGUGCUGAAGGACGAUGUUGACGAAGACACGUUCGCCACCCUCAAGCAGGCGCAGGACGAGGUGUAUGCACAGCUGACGAAAGGGGAGGACGAGGAACCUGUUGAGUUGACAGUCACCGUUGCUGACUUGAAGCGGCUCGUGGCCAAGAAAUGAUGGGCGUGUUUUCAUGCUUCCUUACUGCUCCUGCUGAUCUUCUUUUGUGUGUGUGUGUGUGUGUGUGUGUGUGUGUGUGUGUGUGUGUGUGUGUGUGUGUGUGUGUGUGUGUAUAGUUCCGAAUACACAACCUGGAAUCCA
Messenger RNA from Salpingoeca rosetta, 1507 nucleotides. RefSeq lists its product as uncharacterized. Lineage: Eukaryota; Choanoflagellata; Craspedida; Salpingoecidae. Gene Ontology annotation, cellular component: endoplasmic reticulum membrane. The transcript is spliced from 14 exons. Gene Ontology annotation, molecular function: UFM1 ligase activity. The coding region runs from base 65 to 1366 and encodes 433 amino acids. Gene Ontology annotation, biological process: response to endoplasmic reticulum stress; protein K69-linked ufmylation; regulation of proteasomal ubiquitin-dependent protein catabolic process. The record is from RefSeq and is a predicted model, not a curated record.